Molecule: messenger RNA, 967 nt
Organism: Echinops telfairi (small Madagascar hedgehog)
Lineage: Eukaryota; Metazoa; Chordata; Mammalia; Afrosoricida; Tenrecidae
Gene: KLF2
Product: Kruppel like factor 2
Exons: 3
Coding region: 1-465 (154 amino acids)
Biological process (GO): regulation of transcription by RNA polymerase II
Molecular function (GO): DNA-binding transcription factor activity, RNA polymerase II-specific; RNA polymerase II cis-regulatory region sequence-specific DNA binding
Source: RefSeq, a predicted model, not a curated record
AUGGCCCAGACUGGACACAGCGAGGGCCGCGAUCUCAUGCCCGCGCCUGUCACCCCCUCCACCGCCGCCCCCGCCGCCGCCGCCGCCGCCCUGGGCCUGGCGCCUCCGGCCGCCCGAGGCCUGCUCACGCCGCCCGCCUCCCCACUGGAACUGCUGGAGGCCAAGCCCAAGCGCGGCCGCCGCUCGUGGCCACGCAAGCGCACGGCCACGCACACCUGCAGCUACGCGGGCUGCGGCAAGACCUACACCAAGAGCUCGCACCUCAAGGCGCACCUGCGCACGCACACAGGCGAGAAACCCUACCACUGCAAUUGGGACGGCUGUGGCUGGAAGUUUGCGCGUUCCGACGAGCUGACGCGGCAUUACCGCAAGCACACGGGCCACCGGCCAUUCCAGUGCCACCUCUGCGACCGCGCCUUCUCACGCUCCGACCACCUGGCGCUGCACAUGAAGAGGCACAUGUAGCCGGGACGCCCCUCGACCUCCAUGCCGGCAGAGGCGGGUCCCUUGUGCCGGCGUGCCCCCCCUGUGACUGUGACUGGUAUUUAUUAGGGGCCAGAGGACCCCACCGGGCGGCCGCCCAGGGACCCCCUCCCCCACCCCCAGCUUCACCACCAGGCCCAGCCCCCACAGACGGCCCGGUGGGAGAAGAUGCCCACAUCCCCCUUGACAAGCUUUUUCAAAAUGGUGCAAUAAUUCCGUGUAGUCUUCCCCACUCCGGGUCUACACUCGAGGCUCGACGCUCCAUGCCUUGUGAGAAAUACAGCCUUAACGUGUACUGUCUGCGAUGUUUUUAUAUAAUAUUGUACAUAGCGACUCUGACAGGUAUUAAUGUACAUAGGAAGACAGUGGGCAUUUUGAACGCCUGUAUGGUUUUUAUAAGACAAAGGCCUUUGCUGGGGUUCUUUUAUUGGUUUAUUGUGUUUGGUUUUGUUUUUUAAUAAAAGAAAAAAAAAGUUUCGCAUCA